AUGGCAUCUGUAUUAUCUAGAAUAAUACGAUCUGUCAGAGCGUUUCUAGGAACCCUAUAUUUGGUCCUUGUAAUAUUGACCAUACCCCUAGCGUUUGACGUUGGAGGGGUCACUUGCGGAUUGGCUUUCUCCUUAACGACGUUCUUGUUAUACUUUCUGCUUAUGACCAUAAGACUUGUCACAAGAAGAAGCAAGUACUUCAGAUGGAUCUCCAUCCUCUACUAUUCACAACACUUUGUCAUUCCCAGUCUUUUGACGUUCUUUUUGUCAUAUUACAGAACAGAAAAUAAGGUCGUCUACAAGUACAUCAACCCUGUGGAUAUCUGGCGUUUCUUGUUGAUCAAUGCUACACCAGUCUUCACAAUCCUAGAAGGUUUCUGCUCGCUUUUGCUUAUCCAAGCCAUCGGACAAACCAUCAACUGGUUAACUAUCUACAAAUCAGACACUUGGUUGAUCAUCUCGCUUGUAGGAAGUGGCUCAACAAUCACAGCCGCCUUCUACUUCCUCUACAGAAUCUACGUAUUUCCCUUUACCAUCGACAUUGUCUCAGCAUCGCUCUUGGGUUCGUUGCUAACUCUUACGGUCGGAAUUGGUGGAUAUGGUAUCGUAUCUGGAAAAGGCUCCAUGAUUGAAUCGUCUCUCUUGUUUGCUUACGUAGUUCGUUGCAUCUACGAGACCUUCCCCAUACUUUCUGAAGGAGCUACAAGAACAUUGACGUCUCUAUUCACUCAAGCUACAAAUAACUUAAGAAACGAGAUUCCCAAAUUACCUCACCAGAUCAUCAACCCAAUCUCUCAGCUCAUCCCUUUCCUAGCUUCAAACCUUCCAGGUUCCUUUAAGACAAUCUGGGAAUUUCUCCUUAUGGCAAUCCAGAAGUUGACCUUGCCGUUGUUGUUGAACUUGGCCUAUAGAAUAGGUGUGUUUUACGCAGCUACCAAGAUUAUUCCAUUGCUCUAUCAAAACGCUGCUUACCCAAACACACCUCCCAGAACUCCUCCACAAGCCACGAGGUCUCGCCAAGCCUCUAACAAGUCGCUUUCAGAGUUAGCUUCUAGUAUACCGACAACAGAAGAUACGAAUCUUGAAGAGUCAAUCUCCUUUAAGGAGGUCACCAAACCAAUAACUCCUUUGAGAGACAGGAAGUCAUUCCGUCUCAAACCUCCCCAUCAUCAACCACCAUCGGCCAUUAUAAGCUUGAUCUACGCUUACUCGCCUUGUAUAGUCAUCGCAGUGUAUACCCACUUGAUGUUGCUGUACAGUGGAGAAUUAGGUACGGAGUUGAAAAUUUGGGGAUUCUUCUCAUCGUCGGCAGUGCUGAUCGUGGUUCAUCCAUGGCAAUUCUGGAACUGGGUCAAUAUGGCCACUACGAUCUUACUCUAUGCUGCCGAACUACUGGGAAACGAUAGUAGUUCAAACGGUGGCACUUCACUUACAAGUCAUUGGAAGGUUGAAUAG
Scheffersomyces stipitis CBS 6054 is the source of this 1455-nucleotide messenger RNA. RefSeq lists its product as uncharacterized. The record is from RefSeq and is a predicted model, not a curated record. Gene Ontology annotation, biological process: endoplasmic reticulum inheritance; septin ring assembly. The transcript has a single exon. Gene Ontology annotation, cellular component: perinuclear endoplasmic reticulum; cortical endoplasmic reticulum; endoplasmic reticulum membrane. Bases 1 to 1455 code for a protein of 484 amino acids. Lineage: Eukaryota; Fungi; Ascomycota; Pichiomycetes; Serinales; Debaryomycetaceae.